Aquila chrysaetos chrysaetos is the source of this 3814-nucleotide messenger RNA. It is a transcript of the gene CHN2, whose product is annotated as chimerin 2. The transcript is spliced from 13 exons. Gene Ontology annotation, biological process: positive regulation of GTPase activity; signal transduction; regulation of small GTPase mediated signal transduction. NCBI's taxonomy places the organism in Eukaryota, Metazoa, Chordata, Aves, Accipitriformes, Accipitridae. The record is from RefSeq and is a predicted model, not a curated record. Gene Ontology annotation, molecular function: GTPase activator activity. The coding region runs from base 727 to 2133 and encodes 468 amino acids.
GCCCACGCUGCGGCAGCGCCGAGGGGGGCGCCGGGCCGAGGCGCUCAACAGGCGCUGCCGGCCCGCCGGGCCAGGCGGGACGGGCGCCGGCACAUGGCAGGAGCCGCGCUCGCCGCCAGCCCCGUGCCAGGCGGCGGCGGCGGCCGCAAAGGGGCUUGGCCGCCGCUCGGCGGGGCUGCCGCGCCGCCGGGGCUCGCCCGCGCGGGACCCACCCUGCCCGCUCAGCCGGGGCCGGCAGCCCGGCCGGCAGCGCCGCCGCUUCCUUUGUGUGCGUGAGGGGAGCUGCGGCGGGCGGCGGCGGCGGGUCCCCCCGGCGGGCUGUCAGCGCUGCCCGCGAGGAGGCGGGGAAGGGAAGGGAAGGGACGGGAAGGGAAGGGAAGGGAAGGGAGGAGGCGCGGGAAGGCGCUGGCAGGGCGGCUCUCCCGUCCCCGUCACAAGGUAAGCCCUGCUCCCCAGGCGGAGAGAGGCACUGGAAGCGCCGCGGGGCCUCUUCCCGGACCUGCCGAGCGGCUUCGCCCGGCCCCGGAGAGCGGCCGGCAGCGCCUCGGCGGGGCGCCGCCGCCACCCGCUCCCCGGCGGCGCGGGGAGCCGAGCGCGGGCUGCGGCGGCGGCUCGGCGCGGCGCGGCUCCGGCACUGGCACUUUGCGAUGGGCUGGCGGCAGCGGCGGCCGGACAGCAGCGGGGGCCGACGCGGGGCUCGCAGCUAAGGGGCGAGGAGGAGGGACCAUGGCCGCAUCCAGUAACUCCAGUUUGUCCGGCUCGUCGGUUUCCUCCGAUGCUGAAGAAUACCAGCCUCCAAUAUGGAAAUCAUACUUGUAUCAAUUGCAACAAGAGGCACCACGUCCCAAGAGAAUCAUCUGUCCUCGGGAGGUGGAGAACAGACCAAAGUAUUAUGGAAGAGAGUUUCACGGGAUCAUUUCUCGGGAGCAAGCAGAUGAAAUACUUGCUGGUGUAGAAGGAGCGUAUAUUCUUAGAGAAAGCCAGCGGCAACCCGGCUGCUAUACUCUUGCUCUCAGAUUUGGUAAUCAGACCUUAAACUACAGGUUGUUCUAUGAUGGGAAGCACUUCGUUGGGGAGAAAAGAUUCGAAUCGAUCCAUGAUCUAGUUACAGAUGGCUUGAUAACAUUGUAUAUAGAAACAAAGGCUUCUGAGUAUAUUUCCAAAAUGACAACAAACCCCAUCUAUGAACACAUUGGAUACGCCACUUUGCUUAGAGAAAAAGUGUCACGAAGGCUGAGCAGAACAAAAAAUGAAUCAAGAAAAGCAAGUGUAACGAGCGAAGAAAAUACCCCAGUUGAAAAGAUCACCUCCUUGGUCAGAAGAGCAGCCUUAACUCAAAACGACAACCACUUCAACUAUGAAAAAGCACACAAUUUUAAGGUCCAUACGUUUCGAGGUCCACACUGGUGUGAAUACUGCGCCAACUUCAUGUGGGGUCUCAUCGCUCAGGGAGUGAGGUGUUCAGACUGCGGGCUGAAUGUACAUAAGCAGUGCUCCAAAUACGUGCCCAACGACUGCCAACCAGACCUCAAGAGGAUUAAGCGAGUCUACUGCUGCGACCUCACCACCCUAGUGAAAGCCCACAAUACCCAGAGGCCGAUGGUUGUGGAUUCAUGCAUUCGAGAGAUCGAAGCAAGAGGUUUAAAGUCUGAGGGCCUCUAUAGAGUCUCAGGCUUCACUGAGCACAUUGAAGAUGUGAAAAUGGCCUUUGAUCGAGAUGGUGACAAGGCUGAUAUUUCUGCCAGUAUUUAUCCAGACAUAAACAUCAUUGCUGGAGCACUGAAGCUAUACUUCAGAGACUUACCAAUUCCCGUGAUCACCUACGACACCUAUUCAAAGUUCAUAGAGGCAGCAAAAAUCUCCAAUCCUGAUGAACGACUAGAAGCAAUACAUGAAGUGUUGAUGUUACUCCCUGCUGCUCACUACGAGACACUUAGAUACCUAAUGAUUCAUCUCAAAAAGGUUACCUUGCAUGAAAAGGAGAAUUUUAUGAAUGCUGAAAACCUGGGAAUAGUGUUUGGGCCCACUUUAAUGAGACCUCCAGAGGACAGUACCCUUGCUACGCUGAAUGACAUGCGGUACCAGAAGUUAAUUGUGCAGAUUUUAAUAGAAAAUGAAGAUGUUCUCUUUUAGACAGAGGCGCAUAUCUUCAAAGCCAUUUGUGUUAAAAUAAUUAGUUUGAAGGAAAACAACAUUUCUUUAAAUUUUUUUAAACAUAAAGGAAAAGUUCCUUGACUGCACUUCAAUUUCUGCAAAGUUGCAGAUGGAUGCCAAAAUGUUUAGGGAAAGCCUAUGUCUCAUAGACAUAUGCCUCUUUGUAGAAGGGAAAAAAAGGUCAGAAAAAAUCCUCUUACCUUGUAUCUUUUGCCUUGCCUCAGAUGUAUAUUUGUUUUGAGAAGUUGCAGACGAUUUUAUUGUUAACUUAUUAAGAAACACAAAACAUAUUUUAAUAUGGCUAGAGAAGCAAAAAGGUACUUAAUCAGUGUUACUUGUAUACGCCUAUACAUUUCCCUCUCCAUGAGACAUAAUUAUAUAUGUCAAUUGUGAAACAGAACCUAUAUUAUAAAGAUAUUUUUACUUUACCUAGCUGAAAGAAUGGCAUUUUAUUUUAGCAAACUAUAAAUCAAUGCGGUGCAUUGAUUAUUUUCCACGUAAUUCUUUCCUGCAUUUUUGCUAUGAUAUAUUGAAAACAAUUACCACUAAUGCAGUAUUAUCCUGACAUACCUCUUUCAUUGCAAGUGUUUUAAAGGAGAAUUCUUUUCUUGUAUGUAUUCCAGCUUUCCUUAGGCUUUUUUGAACAUUUAGGCACUAGCAUCCUAAGAUUGUACACUUUUAGCCAUUUGCUAUUUCCAAAAACAUAUAGUAUUUUCUCUUCUUUUUUUUUUUUACUCCCAUGUAAAAUAUGGUAUUGAGAAUUUUUCAAAAGUCCUGGUGGUAGUAUCAGUUUCACAUGCCAGAUUUUUCUUGGAUUACAGUAAUAUGUAAGUUAAGUGAUGCUGGGACACUGGAUAUUUUCUGGCCUUGUUGAAAAGUUAGCACUUUUUUGGGUUAAUUAUGAAGGAUUUGGUUUUUCUGUAAAAAUCGAGUUAUGUUUUGUCAUGUUUCUGUAUUUAUAAACGUACGGUAAAUCUGCUAAAAAUGUAGGUAUUUAUCUUGAAUGUGUUUCCUGAUGGUUUGUUAAAAAAAAAAAAGAAAGAAUGUGUAGGAAAUGUGGGAGUUGGUAAAUUUAAUUAUUACCAAAUUUUAAUAUUUUUCUCCCCUCAUAAACAUUGACCUACAGAGUUCAUAGUCUAACUGCAACUUAUUCCUAAUGUUAAAACUGUUUCUCAGCAUGAGAUGUUUCUGCAAGCAUAGAAAAUCAACAUAGUUUACUACCAAACUCAAUUUUCAAUACAAAAAAAAAUUCUAAUAAUCCCUCAUCUUGAUCAUUUGUAUCAUAUGCUUGGUAACUCAGUGACGCAGUUUCCUGAAUUAUUUCAGGGAGCACAUGUUUCUAUUCAAAUUGAAAAAUAUGUGUAACUAUGAUAAUGAAAGGAGGUGGAGGGUAUGACUGUAAAUUUGUUGUCUUCUAGAGAAAUAACUAAGGGCUAGAUAGAUUAAUCCAGAUUGCAGAGCAAAUGCUAAAUAGUCUGAGUUCCCAAUACUUCCAUAGAUCCUCCUGCCUUGUACAGGACUAUUUGUUGUAGGUUAUGUACUACUUAAUACUGUCAUAAAAAUGAUCUGGAAAUGGUUUUAUUUUGUGAAGUGAAAUAUGCUUUGUAAUUUAUGAUAGUGUAAAUGGAAGGAAAAAUCCCAUUAAAUGUGUUAAAGAGUU